AUGGCGGAAGCAGAUGAGGACAUACAAAAAGCUAGAGCCCAUGAGCUCAUCCUGGUGACCGCACACCGCAACAACGACUCAACCCCGACCUUAAUUCCGACAGAGAGCACCGGGAGGCCAAAGAUACCCUACGCGGCUUUUAGACCUUUCCUGGAGAACGAGACAGGGAUUGAUGAAUACUUGGCGGACAUUGAGCGUCAAUGCGCAUUGCACCAGAUCCCCAACAAAGAGUGGCCCACGAUAUUGUCUGGAAAAUUAUCGGGGUGA
Molecule: messenger RNA, 267 nt
Organism: Pelobates cultripes (western spadefoot toad)
Lineage: Eukaryota; Metazoa; Chordata; Amphibia; Anura; Pelobatidae
Source: the annotation of a GenBank genome assembly